Messenger RNA from Nicrophorus vespilloides, 420 nucleotides. RefSeq lists its product as uncharacterized. The record is from RefSeq and is a predicted model, not a curated record. Bases 7 to 378 code for a protein of 123 amino acids. The transcript is spliced from 3 exons. NCBI's taxonomy places the organism in Eukaryota, Metazoa, Arthropoda, Insecta, Coleoptera, Silphidae.
UCUUCCAUGCUUCUGGUGGUCAUUUUGGCGACUACAAAUCCGAUCUUUGUGAAUGGCGGUAAAGGUUUUCACGUGGAAACUUUUUUCAAGGCGACGUUCUUUCAGGCGUCAACGUAUUGCUCCAGAUUGGGAAUGGAAUUGGUCAGCUUCAACAACCAACAAGAAUUCGACGAAGUGAAAAACUACAUCGUCAGAAAUGUACCGAACGUUAAGUGGAAUCAGUUUUGGACAUCUGGAGUGGCGACAGGACCGCUGAAGUUCGGUUGGCAAAACACCGGUUUACCAGUUACCAUCUUGGGCAAUUGGGAAUUUUUGCAGCUCAGCAAUUUGCUUGGACUCGAAAAUUGUUUAGAAGUGAAAUUACAUGGCGUUCGUUAAUUACAUGGUCUGUCAAAACGAAAUAAAAGGUGCACCGAAAAA